AUGGCUUCUUCGUCUCGAUCCUCCAACUCAUGCUCAAGAUCAAAAAUUUCCAAGUCAAAAAGCACUAUUGAUAAGGCAAAUCCUUGUGAUUGUGGGUUUCCUUCUCGCAUCUGGAUAUCAACAACAAAGGCAAAUCCUGGUAAAAAAUUUAGGGUUUGUCCUAACUCUUUGAUGAAGGAUCCGAAGGAUAAAUGUGAUUUCUGGGAAUGGGUUGAUGAUGAUGAAGAAAUUAUAACCAAGAACAAGAAUAAGAAAGAUGAAGAACAUGAUUUCAAUAUUGAAGUGAAGAUUGCAAUAUUGGAACAUGAUUUCAAUGAGUACAAGAUGGAGACUGAUAAGGAAUGUAAGAGUUUUAGAAAGGAAUUAAAUAAAAUGUGUUUGUUGUUUUGUUUGUAG
This is a messenger RNA of Lactuca saligna, 396 nucleotides long. The record is from the annotation of a GenBank genome assembly. Lineage: Eukaryota; Viridiplantae; Streptophyta; Magnoliopsida; Asterales; Asteraceae.